AUGGUCUAUACCAGUAGUGUUGCGAGUAGUCAAAGGACUAACGAAAAUUCGCCGAGAGUACCACCCAAGUCGAAUGUAUUCUUUGAGCUCGUACCCUACAAUGCAGAGGCUAAACUACAAUUUUCUAACCUUGUAUGUGAACUCCGAGAGCGUAGGGGCCAGUUUCAGCAAGCAGUAGACGACCAAGAAGAUUCGGAGUCUUCCGUUUGGCAAUAUUUAUUUGUUUCUGAUGAACAGAUUCACGAUGCCGAGGUCGCUCAGCUAAGGCGCGAGUUAGUGGCACAGACGUUAUCCUCAUCGCCCUUGUCAUCACCACAGGAAUCAAGCUCGAUGCAGGCUGAGUCACUUAUCUGGAGUGGUGGAUACUCUCUAGAUCUUGAAAUCCCUCCAAAAAAUCCCAAGGUUGGCUGGAAAGUAGGUCGCGUUCGAGUCGGCUCAAAUCCCAAUCAACUGGCUCUUACGUUUAGCAAAGCGGCGGGUGUGAACGUCCGGCAGAACCAUGCUAUUAUCCAGAUUACUGAAACUGGCCGAGUGUCAGUCGAGCGGCCUCAACACGCGAAAGUCUCUGUAGACGGAGAGGCAAUCGAGCCGAAUCAACCCCACGUUCUGACGAAGGAAAAGUCGUUCGUCACCUUUGGCAGUUUAACGUUCAAGGCGAGAUAUUUGCCUGUCUCUUCUGAUGAAGUCGAUAGCAGUCAACUCUUUAGGCAAUAUAUGGAAAAACAUGCCGACAUAGUUCCGAGUCCGUUCUUGGGCUUAGUACAAACGCCGAGCGAAGAGCACACUAUGCGCAUCGGCAAAUGGACUGUCUCGGCUGUAGGCAUUAUUGGCAAGGGCUCAUCUGGCAAGGUAAGUGUUGGCUUCGAUAGCUCUGGCCAGGUUGUUGCUAUGAAGCGUAUUUCUAUAACAAAAAACAAGUAUACCCCGAGUAUACUAGGCCAGAUUGAGAACUUCAAAAAGAUCAGCUCAAUAGCUAAGGCACAACAAGUUGACUUGAUUGUCACACUUGUGGAUAUAAUCGACAAUGAUCCCAUGAAAACCAACUCAGAUGUCGAUAUUUGGUUGCUCCUUUCGCCUGUGAUUGCGUGUACUUUGCUACAGCGUCACCAAAAAAGGGACUUCUCCCGUACUUUCACCCAAGCGGAUCAAAAGAUAAUACUAGUGAGAGUAUUGCGUGGCAUAAAAUUCAUUCACUCUGCCGGUUUUAUUGUAUCUGACGUAAAGCCGAGUAAUAUCGGUUUGCGAGAUGAAAACGACCCAAAUUCAGUUGUGUUACUGGACAUUGAUGGCGCGAUCCUUGCGCCGACUCCAGAGGCGAAGAGAAUACCACAUACGCAUAUAGGAGGGACUAUUAGCUGGUUAUCUCCAGAAAGAGAAAUGCAUGGAUUUGAUGGCACGGCUGAUUUGUGGUCUCUUGGUGUUCUCGGGUUUCUGCUGGUUGAAGGCUUCCACCCAUGGGAUCAUAAGUUGAAUCCAUGGAGGCCUGGUCGACUAAAGGAGCAAAACUGGUUUCAUGAGAAAUACAGAAUGGCCAUGAUGUGUCUAGAACAGUGGCCAGAUAAGGCAUUUGCAACCGCCAUUAAAGGAGUGCUUCGACAUCCCUAUGCGGAGACAGAUGGCCAAAGACAACCUCGAUUACCCACUGAGGACGUCUUACAUCUACUCAUGGCCUCACCAGACUCCGAGGACCAAGUACGCGCCUCCAAGCGGGGCAAAUUUACGUAUUAGACACCGUCAUAUGGUGGAGAGGGAUAGACAAAACAUCUAGAGAAACACUAAAGAGAUUGAACUUGAUUCGAAACAAAUAGAACUCCUAACCCUCCUUCGAGCCUAUUCUAAUCUACUCCUUAGCUAUAAAUAUCGUCCAUCGCUGAUACUGAAUAAGCAUGCCAACCUUGUGCGUCUAUCAGUGUUUCCCAUAGCGAAUGUUUGUCGUCUGGAACGAUCAAAAGUUGCCAGGUGCAUCACCCAAUGGCGGAGAUACACGCUAUUAACCCAUUCAUGCUAUCCCUUCUGCAGCUGCUGUAAUGCUUCUUACGCAUUGGAGCAGACCAUCUAUAGUAUAUAGGUUUCUGGGCGAUGUUUAUUUGUAGUUUUGGGUGGCG
[Torrubiella] hemipterigena is the source of this 2105-nucleotide messenger RNA. Lineage: Eukaryota; Fungi; Ascomycota; Sordariomycetes; Hypocreales; Clavicipitaceae. The record is from the annotation of a GenBank genome assembly.